CACACACACACACACACGCACACACACAGCCAGUUGGGCCGCAGAACAAAUUGAAUUCUUUUAAUUUUGCCCAGUUAUUGAUAACUCCCAUCGAGUGUGAAUAAUAUGAACUGUAGCCGUGGACGGGGCUAAUCGAUUGACACAUUCUCGUCCGGAUCGCAGCAACCGCAGCACUUAGCUUCCGUCGCACGCCGGGAAAGUGCCACGAGACGGGGAGACGUGAGACGUGAGAGAGAGAGAUUGGGAAAAUUAGGCGAAAAACCUGCAAAUCGGGGGAAAUGCGCUCCACCGGCGGGGAUGUUAAAUCAAUACUGGUAGUGGCCGUGAUGGUAGCGCUCCUGGCCGCUCCACUGGCAGUGCUGGCGCGGAAGCACCACCUGGAAGUGCGCAAUGACAGGCGUCCGUACAUCGCACUUAGCACCUUCGGGUUCUACACCAACGGUCACCUGGACGUGCAGCUCAGCAAGCUGACAAUCGAUGAGGAGCAGCCCACGGAUUUGUUGGGCCUGUCGCUGGACAAGACCACCAUUGACCAGCUGAAUCCGUAUCUGGACUCGCACCAGACCAAGUGCAUUCUGGAGGAGCCGCCCAAGCUGCAGACCAGUGGACCCAUACUCUUCUUCGUCCUGGAUCUCAAGGAGUUGAAAGUCCUGGUGAAAUGCUCGCCGGAAUGGACCAACAUGCACAUCUACAAGGACAUCACCGCCCGGACCAAGCGAAACUCUCGCCUAGAAAAGGUCAGUGAUUCGGUGCUGUUCCGUCAGGCGCGUGAGGCUCCGCCGCCGCCGCCCUACUUGGGCGAAGAUCCCGAUGACUCCAUGGAGGAUCCCCCAGAGCAGGAGCCGCCGGCUGACCUCAAGCUAUCCUCGCCAGCGGUGGCUGGUAAAAUAGAGUUGCCCAAGGAGGAGGUUGUGGCCCAAAAAGAGGAUUCUGCUGUCAAGAAGCCGCCUUCAGAAGUUCCUGGCCCGCCACAAGCCGCCGCUGCUGGCCAGGAAACGGAUGUCGUCAAGCAGGAUGCUGGCGUUAAAGCUGAAGUUGCACCCAAACCAGCGGAACCCGUCGUCAAGGUCACGCCCGAAAGUAAACCGGCAGAGCCUUUGGCCAAAAAGGAGGACUCAAAAAUAGCCAAGCCAACUAAGGAGGAAGCCAUAGAAGCAACCAAGGUGGCAGCACCGCCACCUGCUGGUGCUCCUGUUUCUGUUUCCGCCGCCGCCGCUGCCGCCAAGAAAGACGAGGAGGAGGACUCUGAUGCUGCCCCCGAUCAAGCCGUGAAUAACUUUUUGCCCCACGAAUCGGAUGCAGAAGAUGAUUUAUACGCAGUCAGCUCGUUCAAGCAAUCGCAGGAGGAUCUGUGCAAGGACUCAACAAUGCCGCUGGUCAAGGAAACGGAUGCCAAUGGGGUCAAUUACUACAGCUUCAACUUCUCCAUGCUGGUGGCCACGCUGCGUGACGAGGGCCUCUACAAUCUGUACUUCCAUGCCUGCCCCAACUACCAUAGCCACAGCAAGGUUAUGUCCUUUAAUGUGGACAUUGAGGAGAACAACAAUGGCAAUUACCUGUCCGCUGGCGAAAUGCCCCUGCCCGCCUUGUAUUUCAUGAUGAGCCUGCUCUUUUUCCUCUCCGGUCUCUUUUGGGUGUUUAUCCUGAAGAAGAGCAAGCACACCGUUUACAAAAUCCAUUACCUGAUGGCCGUGCUGGUGUUCCUCAAGUCCCUCUCCCUGAUGUUCCACUCGAUCAACUACCAUUUCAUUGAGAAGCGGGGCGAGCAUGUGGAGACCUGGGCCAUUCUCUACUACAUUGCUCACCUGCUCAAGGGCGCUGUGCUGUUCAUCACCAUUGUGCUGAUUGGCACCGGCUGGACGUUCAUCAAGCAUAUACUCUCUGACAAGGAUAAAAAGAUCUUUAUGAUUGUCAUUCCCCUGCAGGUGCUGGCUAAUGUGGCUCAAAUCAUUACCGACGAAUCGGACCAGAGCGACGCCGAGUUCCGCACCUGGCACAACAUCUUCUUUUUCGUAGACCUGCUGUGCUGCGGCGCCAUCCUGUUCCCGAUUGUUUGGUCCAUACGGCAUCUCCACGAGGCAUCCGCUUCGGACGGCAAGGCGGCCAUCAAUCUGCGCAAGCUCAAGCUCUUCCGCCAGUUCUACAUCAUGAUCGUGUGCUACAUAUACUUUACGCGCAUUAUCGUCGACCUGCUCCAGAUGACGGUGGUGUUCCAGUACGCCUGGCUGGACGAGAUGUUCCGCGAGAUGGCCACCUACGUGUUCUUUGUGCUCACGGGCUACAAAUUCAGGCCGGUGUCGCAGCAUCCGUACUUCGAGGUGCCCGACGAGGACGACGACGAGGUGGAGGUGCUCACCGGAUCGGGCCUGACGGAGUCGCUGCAUCGCGUAAAGCCAGUGAAUCGUAAUCAUCACCAUGGCAGCGGUUCCGGCGGCAUCACCAUCAUCGAGGGCAACGACGAUGAGCGUGAGAAUCUGAUUGCGAAGCGCGAAUCGAGUCACGAGUACGAUUAGGCUUUACACCACACACACACACACACACACACAUAUUUCCGAAUUAGUCCGUAGUCUGUAGCAAUUCCCGGGGUCGGGAUAUAUAUGCGGAGCCAUUCAGCUAGUACUUUAAACUUUACUUUUCCUUAAUCACACCUUUGUUCUUAGAGGAUCCUUACAAAAAAAAAGAAGACAAAACCGAAGGCAAUGGCAGUGGAGGGUAAAAUCUCAGUAUGUGAACUUGGAUACCAACACAUUCCCCUCCUCCUCCUCGUUGUGCCCGUCCAGCCGCCAGCCAAGGAAUACACUUGUAAAUAAAUGAAAAUAUAAAAAGCCCGCUGCUAUAAACGAUGCAAACCCCUCCCCCUCCUCCUUGUUUUAAGAUAUAUAAAUAUAAAUCAAUACAUUUAUGUAAUUACUUAUAAUUUUAUGAAUAUAACAAAGCUUUAAUAUGUAAAA
Messenger RNA from Drosophila kikkawai, 2951 nucleotides. Its product is annotated as protein GPR107. Gene Ontology annotation, biological process: transport. Gene Ontology annotation, cellular component: Golgi apparatus; membrane. The record is from RefSeq and is a predicted model, not a curated record. NCBI's taxonomy places the organism in Eukaryota, Metazoa, Arthropoda, Insecta, Diptera, Drosophilidae.